UAGUACAAGACGGGUUCAUGCCUACUUUCAAGGUAGUAUACCAUAAUUGUUUUAGUGAAAUUCUAAUUUGUAUUUGUAUCACAAUUAAUUUAACCAGUUCUUAAACAAUUACAGAUACAAGGACAAAUUCAUCACCUACUGGGGGCAAUGCUGCCAGUGCCAGAUGCAGAUCAUAAAUUUUUGCAAAUUUAUUUUAUGGGCAAUCAAGAUGUGGAAGUUGAUACACGUUGUGGUCAUAAUCCAACCGUCAAGCGAAUCAUUGUCCAACAACUGCAAACAUUUCUUCACGAGAAUAAUGAAUUAGUGAAGAUGUUCAAAAUGGCACUGGAUCGGAUGCCAUCAGACAGCCAUAAUAUUGUAAUAAGAGCCGACAAAACACCUGCUGGAGAGCAUGCAAGGAGGUUUAAUUCACCGACAAUAGAUGAAGUGGCUAUUGUCGUUGUUGGAGAGAAUUUGCAAUCAAGAGAUAUUGUACUUCAUCGCCGGAACAAUGAAUUGAAACGUGUAUAUGAAACGCAUAGAGCUUAUGAUGCUUUACAAUACCCAUUAAUUUUCUGGCAGGGAGAAGAUGGGUACCAUUUUAAUAUCAAAAUGGUUAAUCCAACAACAGGUGCUGAUACACACAAAAAAGUCAGUGCCAUGAAUUAUUAUGCAUACAGACUCAUGAUCCGUGAAGGUGAAGUAAAUCACAUUUUGAUGUGUCAACGGCUCUUUCAUCAGUAUGCAGUGGACAUGUACGUCAAAAUUGAGACUGAAAGAUUGACAUACAUCCGUCUUAACCAACAGCAGCUUCGAUCUGAAGAGUACAUUCAUCUUCGCGAUGCAAUCAAUGCUGACGGCAAUGUAAAUAAUGUAGGAAGAAUGACAAUUUUACCGGCCACUUACAUCGGAAGCCCGCGCCACAUGCACGAGUACGCUCAAGAUGUGAUGUCUUAUGUUUGAAAGUAUGGCCGUCCAGACCUAUUUAUUACAUUCACCUGUAACCCACAAUGGAUUGAAAUAAAAAAAGAACUGCUACACAACCAAACACCACUUGAUAGGCAUGACAUCACAGCCAGAGUUUACAAGCAAAAAUUAAAAUCUUUAAUGAAUUUCAUUACAAAGCAUCGUGU
Messenger RNA from Bactrocera neohumeralis, 1112 nucleotides. RefSeq lists its product as uncharacterized. The transcript has 2 exons. Bases 148 to 942 code for a protein of 264 amino acids. Lineage: Eukaryota; Metazoa; Arthropoda; Insecta; Diptera; Tephritidae. The record is from RefSeq and is a predicted model, not a curated record.